Prorocentrum cordatum is the source of this 1908-nucleotide messenger RNA. The record is from the annotation of a GenBank genome assembly. NCBI's taxonomy places the organism in Eukaryota, Dinophyceae, Prorocentrales, Prorocentraceae.
AUGGCGGCGGCCGAGGAGCAGGGCGCCGCCGCCGCCGAGGGCGCGGCUGCUCCCCAGGGUGCGGAGGGCAGGGUGUCCCAGGCGCGGUACCACCAGAACCGGUCGUUCUCUCGCUCCGUGGGCAGCGGGGGCUUGAAGGAGCUCGGGGGCGGGCAGGUGGCCUCGCAGGGUGUGGAGGUGCGCCUCUCCGCCUGGGAGCGGUUCCUGGCGGGCGAGGUGGUGUGCAGCUGCUGCUCCUUCUGCCUCUUCCUGGCCCUGAUGCUGGUCCUGAGUGUGGCCGGCCUCUACGACGGGUUCCAGCUCAACGAGGCCGGCGGCUCGGUGCUGACCGACGACAUCGUGCAGCUCUAUGCGGCCGCCUGCGGCCGGUGCGACUCGGGACGUGCCGAGUCGAGUUUGAUCAGCACAGUCGAGUUUGAUUGGCAGGCGGUGGCGGACUACGCCGCGAAGCACCUCGAGGAGAACGGUUGCACCUCUGGAGAGGUCUUCGGCAGCCCAGUUUGCAACCCCAUGUGGGCGGCGGACGACGAGGGCGGCGAUCUGACAGACAGCUCCCAGCCCCGGGCUCUCGCGGGGAACGCCAUCCUCAUCAUUUUCGAGGCGACUGGGACGGAGUGCCCAGGAGACGAGUGCGACGCAAAGUCCAGCAACCUGCUGACCGAGCGCAACAUGAACGCGAUGAAGAGGUUCGAGGACAGGCUCUUCGGCUCGGUGGACUUCCAGGAGGACUACUGCCUCCUCUGGUACCCCGCGUCUGGCGGCGAGCCAGUCUGCACGCCUCCAACCCGGUCCAUGCUCGCCCAGCUGUAUGUCGACGGCCCAGAGGUGCCCGCGACCGUGAAGGAGAACUUCGACGCGGGAUUCGGCAACCCCCUGGGGGCGUGCAUGUGCUCCCUGACGGACGAGCCCUGCGCAAAGUGCGAGUCGCUGGCCGCCCAGGAGCAGGCGGUGGAUUGCAUGGCGUCCGCCCACGGCGACGCGACCCAGGCCUCCCUGGCCCACACGGUGGGCCAGGUCUGCUCCGCCCUGCAGGCCAGCAACCUCUCCUGCCAGUUCGCGGCCCCGUUCCUGUCUCCCGUCUGCUCCUCCCCCGCCUGGGACCACACCCGGCACGGGAGCGCACAGCCUCUGCGGGGCGGUGCUCUGCAGCGGCUCCUCGAGGCGGCCUGCAACCCGCACAACCCGCUCAUGUCGCCGCUGCGCAGGUUUGUCCUGCCCUCGUUCGCGUGCCAGGAUAGUUUUCUCGCCGAGCACGGCACGCCGUUCUUGAUGUCGAUCUGGCUGAUGGGGCACGAUGGCGAUAAUCAGGACGAGCUGGAGAACGAGUAUGCGAGCAAGCUGUGGAGCCUGUACCAGGAGGCCUCGGCGGAGACCAUAGCCGAAACGAACGGCGAGGUCAGGCCCAUGAUGUUCACGCAGUUCACGGCCCUUAAGUCGAUGGAGAGCCUGCUCAUCCACGAUGUCGCCCUGGCCGUCGGUUCGUUCCUCGUCGUGUUCCUCUACAUGUGGUUCACGACCGAGUCUUUUUUCCUCUCGAGCAUGGGGAUGUUCCAGGUGGUGAUGUCCUGCCCACCGGCCUUCCUUGUCUGGAAGGUGCUCUGCUGGGCCAUGCCGGGGACCCCAGGCGCGAUGUUCUCUCAGGGGGACAUCGGCGACCGCUUCUUCAUCCUGGCCGAGGGCAGGGUCGGCGCCUAUAUGCAGGGCGACGAGGGCGAGAAGGAGGUGUCGGUGGUCAUCCGGAGUCCCAGCGCCGCCCGUGUUCGCGACAUCGAGAGGCGCACCGUCCGCCGGACCCCGCGCGACGGAGGCGUGGUGCCGUGGGCUUUUCCGGACAGCCCCGGGGCGCUCUUCCGUUCGGCGCUGGCGCCAUCGGUCCUCGGCUUCGCUGCACUGCGCAGAGGACCCUAG